UGCUUGUGGGGGGCGAUGGAGGCGUCGUCGCGGAGGGAGGGUGCCUCGUUGGGCCGGAGCCUGUGCGUGGUGACGGGGGCGUCCCGGGGUCUGGGCCGGGCCGUGUGCCUCCGCCUGGCCGGCGCCCUCUCUCCGGGCUCGGCGCUGCUCCUCUCGGGCCGGGCGGAGGCGCCGCUGCGGGAGGUGGAGGCGCUGCUCCGCCGGGACUGGCCCCGCCUCCGCCCCCGCGCCCUCCCCGCAGACCUGGACCACCCCCACGCCGCCCCCACCCUCCUCCAAGCCGCCACCGAAGCCCGCCGCCAGAUGGAGGAAGGGGAAGGGGGCGCCCCCCCCCAAAGGCUCCUCCUCGUCAACAACGCCGGCUCCUUGGGGGACAUCUCCAAGUCCUUCUGCGAGCUGACAGAUGCGGCGGAGGUGGGCGCCUACCUGGGCCUGAACGUGACCUCCGCCCUCUGCCUCACGGCCAGCCUCCUCCAGGCCUUCCCUGCCCGGCCGGGCUUCCGCCGCACGGUGGUCAACAUCUCCUCGCUGGCCGCCCUGCAGCCCUUCAAGAGCUGGAGCCUCUACUGCACCGGGAAGGCCGCCCGGGACAUGAUGUUCCGUGUGCUGGCCCAGGAGGAGCCGGACGUGCGUGUGCUCAGUUACGCCCCAGGCCCCUUGGACACUGACAUGCAGGAAGAGGUGCGCAGCAAGAGCGGAGACCCCGAAUUAAGGCGGAUGUUCCUGGCAAUGAAAGAGGAGGGCAAACUGCUGGACUGCGACGUCUCGGCCCAGAAGCUGCUGGACCUCCUCCUGGACGACACCUUUGAGUCGGGGGCCCACGUGGACUUCUAUGACCCCUGAAGAGGCCCCUCCCUCCCUCCCUCCCACUCACCCGAAGCCCCUUGCCCAGCCCUUCCUUCCUUGCAUUGCGGAGGAGGCCUUCCCUUCCCUUCUCCUCUCUGUGUAACGUAUACUCCCUUCUCUGCAGAUUUCGUAUCAAUGAGGGCUUUGCGGAAGGUUUCCCAACAUUCUGAAAAAUAGGAGGAACUCCAUGACGUUGCAGAGUCUGCAUUUUGUGGACCUCCCCAAAUUCCCAUGCUGCCUGUGGGAUUCUGGGAGCUGUAGUCCCAACAAGUAGCUUUCCCCACCUUUGCUUUGACGUGCCUUUGAUUGCACAUGGAAUGUGCUGUGUGUGUAUUUUCUUCUGAGUUUCAGUGCCCAUACAAAUACUGGACAAGGAAUCUUUUCCCUGGAAAAUAAUUCCAUGACGAAGGAGUGUAGCCUUGUGGUUUCUAGGCCUUGCACGGUGAAUCCACUCUGGGUUUUAGUCUGAAUUUGGGUGCAUCUACAUUGUCGAAUGAAUACAGUUUAGAUGCCCCUUUCACUGCCACGACUCAGUGCGACACCAUCCUGGGAGUAAUAGUUUUUCAAGGAUUUGGGCCUUCUCUGCUAAAGAGGGUGAUACCUGACCAAACGCCAACUUCCAGGAGUCCAGCGCAUGAAGUUAUGGCCGUUCAAGUGGUGCCAAACUACAUUAAUUCUACCAAGUAGAAUCACAGUUUGUGGACAGCCAAGGAAGUAUUUUCUUCCCUUGGCAUCGGCAAAUAGCCACCCAGAGCAUCUGUUUUGAAGGGUCCUUUUGUAAGCUGGUCAAUGCAGACAUUCAGCUCAUGCCACAGCCCAUUUGGACUCAUUUGCCAUGCAUUUUGCAGAUAAAAGUGCUGAGAUUUGUUCUGA
Anolis sagrei ordinatus is the source of this 1719-nucleotide messenger RNA. It is a transcript of the gene SPR, whose product is annotated as sepiapterin reductase. Gene Ontology annotation, biological process: tetrahydrobiopterin biosynthetic process. Lineage: Eukaryota; Metazoa; Chordata; Lepidosauria; Squamata; Anolidae. The record is from RefSeq and is a predicted model, not a curated record. Gene Ontology annotation, molecular function: sepiapterin reductase (NADP+) activity.